Molecule: messenger RNA, 2343 nt
Organism: Ailuropoda melanoleuca (giant panda)
Lineage: Eukaryota; Metazoa; Chordata; Mammalia; Carnivora; Ursidae
Gene: CYP27A1
Product: cytochrome P450 family 27 subfamily A member 1
Exons: 10
Coding region: 478-2076 (532 amino acids)
Biological process (GO): glucocorticoid biosynthetic process; cholesterol metabolic process; cellular response to peptide hormone stimulus
Cellular component (GO): mitochondrial inner membrane
Molecular function (GO): oxidoreductase activity, acting on paired donors, with incorporation or reduction of molecular oxygen; heme binding; monooxygenase activity
Source: RefSeq, a predicted model, not a curated record
CUCUGGACGCUCAGACUCCGGGAUCAACUCGGGGCUGGGGGUGGGGGGCGCAUUAGGAAAAGCCAGAGGCCAUUUAAAUCUCAGCGGCCGGUUCCUGCUCUCGGGGAAGCGAGGACCGCUGGGGAGAGGGCGCUGUGCGGUGGCGAACCUGCAGGUCAGACGAGGGCCCGGCUCGCUGGCUGGGGCUUCCUGGCCUUGGAAGCGGCCCGGGCUUCCGAGAACUUUGCUGUACUGCGAAUCAAAGUACAGACCAAAGAACUUCAAGUUCUCGCUGCGAGUCCGCGGAAGUGCAAGGUCCCGUUGGAGAGACUGAGGACCGCGAAGAAAAGUGAACAGUAAGGGGCCUGGCCGGCCUUCGCCCGGCCCACCCUCGGCCUCUGGCGCCCUUGAACCCGGCCCUCCGGAUCGAUCUCUGAGCGGGUUCCAGACGCUCUUCACUCGCAGGGCAAAGGCGCGGCGGCGCGGGCCUUGGAUCGCAUGGCUGCGCUGCGGGGCGCGAGGCUGCGGUGGGCGCUGCUGGGGACGCGGGUGGCACCCCCUGGCUUCUGCCCACACGGGGCCAGAGCCAAGGCCGCGAUCCCCGCCGCCGUCCCGGUUACCGCCGAGACUCCUGGAAACGGGCCUGGCGGCCGGAGGCUGCGGACCCUGGAGGAGGUUCCAGGGCCAGGGCAGCUGCGUUUCUUAUUCCAGCUGUUAGUGCGAGGAUACGUUCUGCGGUUACACAAGCUCCAGGUGCUGAACAAGGCCAAGUAUGGUCCAAUGUGGUUAACCCGCGCAGGGCCUCAGACCCAUGUGAACCUGGCCAGUGCCCCCCUCCUGGAGCAAGUGAUGCGGCAAGAGGGCAAGUACCCGGUACGGAACGACAUGGACCUAUGGAAGGAGCACCGGGACCAGCAGGGCCUGUCCUAUGGGCUCUUCACCACGGAAGGACAGCAUUGGUACGAGCUGCGCCGUACUCUGAACCAGAGGAUGCUGAAGCCGAGCGAGGCCGCGCUUUACACCGAUGCUGUGAACGAGGUGAUCGACGACUUCCUGGCCCACCUGACCCGGCUGUUGGCAGAGAGUGCCUCGGGGGACCAGGUGUCGGACAUGGCUCGCCAGUUCUACUACUUUGCUUUGGAAGCAAUCUGCUACAUCCUGUUUGAGAAACGGAUCGGCUGCCUGGAGCGCCCCAUCCCCCAGGACACGGUGGCCUUCAUCAGAUCUGUCGGGCUCAUGUUCCAGAACUCAGUCUAUGUCACCUUCCUUCCCAAGUGGACCCGUUCCCUGCUGCCUUUCUGGAAGCGCUAUCUGGAUGGCUGGAACACCAUCUUCUCUUUUGGGAAGAAGCUGAUUGAUCAGAAGCUCAAGGAGAUAGAGACCCAGCUGCAGACAAGGGGGCCAGAUGAAGUCCAGAUAUCUGGCUACCUGCACUUCCUGCUGACCAGAGGACAGCUCAGUACUCGUGAGGCUAUGGGCAGCCUGCCUGAGCUGCUCCUGGCGGGCGUAGACACGACAUCCAACACGAUGACCUGGGCACUGUACCAUCUCUCAAAGAACCCAGAGAUCCAGGCUGCUUUGCAUAAGGAAGUGGUGGGUGUGGUGCCAGCCGGGCAGGUGCCCCAGUACAAGGACUUUGCCCACAUGCCCCUGCUCAAAGCGGUGCUUAAGGAGACCCUGCGCCUCUACCCUGUGGUCCCCAUAAACUCCCGGGUCAUCACGGAAAAGGAAAUCGAAGUCAAUGGCUUCCUCUUCCCCAAGAACACCCAGUUUGUGUUCUGCCACUAUGUGGUAUCCCGUGACCCUGACAUCUUCCCUGAGCCAGAGAGCUUCCAGCCUUACCGCUGGCUGAGGAAGAGCCAGCCUGCUGCCCUUGGGGUCCAGCAUCCAUUUGGCUCUGUGCCCUUUGGCUAUGGGGUCCGGGCUUGCCUGGGCCGCAGGAUUGCAGAGCUGGAGAUGCAGCUGCUGCUGUCACGGCUGAUUCAGCAGUAUGAGGUGGUCCUGGCCCCCGAAACAGGGGAGGUGAGGAGCAUGGCCCGCAUUGUCUUGGUUCCCAAUAAGAAGGUGAGCCUGCACUUCCGGCAGAGGCAGUGCUGAGCUGGGCCCGAGCCUCCCGGGAGCAGCCCCCUGCUCUCUCCCUGGCGCAGUCAUUCCCAGCCACCGCUGUCUCUCAGACCAGAAGCGGGAGAAGGUGGCUGCCGGACACCAGAGGUCGAAGAAACGCAGUGCGCUUUCUGUAGAACCCUGAGCUUUUGCCACUUUUAUCAUUCUGAAUGCGUCCCUCUCAGAUAAAGGGCCACCCCCAUGUCACAUUGCUGUCCUUGGAGAAAAUACAGAAUAAAGGGACUUCUAUUGAUAAUUGGA